AUGACAAGCGUUGAAGACACGAAAACUGUUGGGGAAGGCGGAGUUGCAACUGCAGAAGGCGAAGGACGAGUUAAAGACGUUUCAGAACGCGGAAUUGGAGGGACAAUGGCUGAACGACUUGAGGAAAAAACUAAUGUAGGUGGUCCAUCAAAUGGUGCAAAACCUAAAAAAUUUCGUGAGAAACAACAGAAAGAUCCAACAGUUUACAAUGGCAGGCCAUUUGAGCGUACUGGUCCGCCAAUUGCUCUUUAUAAUGAAAUCUUUGGCAGGUUUAUUCAAGAAUCGAAUGACGAAAACCUGGUAAUGACCGCUGAUCAUUACAAGUGGACCGUCAGAAUU
Messenger RNA from Paraglomus occultum, 339 nucleotides. Lineage: Eukaryota; Fungi; Glomeromycota; Glomeromycetes; Paraglomerales; Paraglomeraceae. The record is from the annotation of a GenBank genome assembly.